Homo sapiens (human) is the source of this 3722-nucleotide messenger RNA. RefSeq lists its product as uncharacterized. The transcript has a single exon. NCBI's taxonomy places the organism in Eukaryota, Metazoa, Chordata, Mammalia, Primates, Hominidae. The record is from RefSeq and is a predicted model, not a curated record. The coding region runs from base 1736 to 2290 and encodes 184 amino acids.
CGGCCUUCCCCCGGCUCCCGCGCUCCCGAGCUUCCACCACAUCGGGCCCGCUCGGAGCAGGGAGUGCUCCGAGGCGUCAGGGCCCAGGGCCCACGAUCCUGGGACGCCCUCCGGUCCUCCGCCCUGUCGCGGAGGCAGCGUUUUGGAUCCCUCGCCGCACAGGGGCUCCUGCGAGGCCCCCUCUUGCCCCACCCACCCAGAGCCGUCAGGGCUGGCCGAAGGCGAACAGCCGGCCCAGCCGCGCGGGGCCUUUCUCUCACAACGCCCCCACCACGGUCGCUUGUCCCGACCAAGACCCGGCCGGGGGGCAAGAGGGCGUGGGGUGUAGCGGGUCGGGGGGUGGCCCUGUUUUGCCCCGGGCUGGCACUAGAGGCGGCGGCCUGAUCUCGGGUGAGAGGGCCUGAGAGAAACCCAGACACACCCCACCGCCACCAGGAGCAAAUCCACUCCCCCACACACAGACACACCCGUUCGUUCUCGUUCCGGAACCCGCACGCGAGCACGGGUGCGCAGACGCACGCACACACACACACGGUGAAACACAGACACACACGGCUUGAAGGAGAGCAAGGAGAAGAUGGAUGGAGAGAUAGAAACCGAGGGAGGGAGAGAGACAGCGAUCGAGAGAGACCGGAGAGGUGGAGAGGUAAAGAGAGAGAGGCUAAGAGGGACAGAGAAAGGGAGAAGUACAGAGGUACAGAGGGAAGGCUAGAGAAAUAACGCGAGGUCCAGGGGGAAACCAGAAGAGUGAGGAGGAGGGAGCUAGAGAGCGAGAACGUUUGAGCCUUAGAGAGGAAGCACCCUACUUCGGUAGGCAGCCCCCUUUUGAGCAGACCGGAAUAGGGUGGAGGGGUUUGAGCUGUGCCUGAGCAGGGCGGCCAGGCGGCCCGUGCGAGAGGACCAACGGAGCGCUGAGACGGGUUUUUUCUUGGAUGAAUUGCUUGCUUUGGAGGUGGGUUUCGUAGGCUCCAUUCUUUCUUGGCACCUCAGUGUGCUCUUGGUACCUCACUGUGCUCUUGGUGCGGUGCAGUGGGCCCCGAGAUUUGCAGAGUGCGCCCGCCCUUUUGGCGGGAGCCGUGGUACCGGGCGCGUCCGGAGGCCUGGGUCUCUGGCGUGUCCUCGGUACUGGAGUUGACACGAAGUGCGGGGCAAUAGGAAUCCGGGUGCACAGGGACUGUUUUCCUGGUGGUUGGCGAAGCAAUGUCCUUCCCCCCGGGUAAAGCAGUCCAUGCGUUCUGGAGCGGAGAUCUUGGCUGGCGUCUGUGGUACCCGCUGCCCCUGCCCGCCCCUUCCCCCGGUUUAUAAGGUUGCGACUGCGCCGGAUGAGUGAAUUGAAUUGCCUGGUGGAUCCGGGAGCGGGAAGGCACCGCGAACGGCAGGGAAUCCUGGCCUGCACCUUAGUGAUCUGAGGCGUGGUGUUUCUGCUGGAUCCGGUUUCAUCGUGUUGCGCCGCCCAUCCUGAAUAGUUGUGAUGUUGUUGCCUGGCUGUGCUGCAGGUUAGCCCACACUAAGCGGUCCCGGGCUGUUGUGUGGGCUUGGGCGUGUGAAAAGAGGGAGCAGAUUUACGGUGCGGUUGAGAAGUACGGCGACCAAACGGUAAAGAGGGAGGAACUUGAAGUCUAAACAAGCCUGCGUCUCUUGGUUUUCUCAAGUGGCGUUUCAUCUAAGUAGCGGUCUGGCCCAGACCCUGCUUAUCUUCACGAGAUCAGAGGAGACCGGACGCCUUCGGGGUGGUAUGGCCUUAGACGCCGGUAGUGCAGCCUGUCUGCCCCAAAGGCGCGGCUCAGCCACGCCCGUCCGACUCCAUGCGCCACCUCUAAUCCAGUGCCAUGGGGAUCUUAUCGGGACCCGGGAGCCGCUCGCCGGAGGUCUGGCUGGGUUGCUCUCCGUGUCUACGCCCAAGCACCGUUGCCCGCCGCCUUGCGCCUUCUGUUGGCCUCUUAGAGCCUUCCGUGAUUGCUUGCGCCUAGGCCACUCGCUGGACCUCCGCGGCGCCACCCUGUUUCCUCGCGGGAGUGCCAGAGGCCUUUUCCCCUGCCCAAGCUCUGGGAUCUCCGGGCAGCCUCCAUUCCGCCGACUCUCCAGGCCUUCCCCGGCUCCGGAGCUCCAGAGCUUCCAUGACUUUGGGCCGCUCCGGACUUGGUGUGCUCUGAGGUGUCAACGCCCAGGGCCCACAGUCCUGGGAUCUUCUCUGGUCUUUUGCCUUGCGGCGGGGGGAUUGUUUUGUAUCCCUUGCUGCCCCUCUUGCAAGACCCUCUCUUGCUUCACCCACCCAGAGCCGUUUCUUUAAAAUUUCAACCAUGUUCUGAACUGCAGCUUUACAGUUGAAUAUUUUCUUUCAGAAUAAUUUGAUUCUGAACUCGGUUUUUCUUGACAUACCUGAAUUGUUUCAUGUGAGCCGGCAAUUUCACAUGCUUUUACUUUUUCUUUUUUUUAAAAUUUUUAUUUUUGAGACAGAGUCACAUUAUAAUCUAUUACUUCUACUAGAGAUCUGUUUCUUCCUAUUUAAUGAAUUAUUGCUUUUCAUAUAGUCUGAAAUUUGUUUUUUCUCUCUUUCUUUCUCUUCCUCUCUCUCUUUCUUUCUUUCUUUCUUUCUUUCUGACGGAUUCUCGCUCUGUUGGCCAGGCUGGAGUGCAGUGUUCGAUCUCGGCUCACCGCAACCUCCUCUUCUGGGUUAAAGCCAUUCUCUCGCCUCAGCCUCCCGAGUACCUUGUACUAAAGGCGCGCACCAACCUCGCCUGGCUAGUUUUUGUAUUUUUAGCAGUGACAUGGUUUCUGCACGUUGGCCAGUCCUGUCUCAAACUCCAGACCUCGGGUGAUCUGCCUGCCUCGGCCUCUUAAAAUACUAGGUUUACAGGUGUGAGCCACUGUGCCUACCAGCUUUUACUUUUUCUAAAAGCCAUGUAUUACCCUGUUCAAGGUACUAGAGUACCUGUUUACAUUCCUCUAUAAUAUGGCAAACAUUACUAAUUUUGGGCACACACUCUUCCUUUGUCUUAUUGAAUUCAAGUACCUUUUCGUCAGGUUUGACUUCCAGGUUCUCUAAAUGUGCUUUCUGGAGGCUGAAGCAAUCAUAUUGCUGGAGAUAUUUCUUUACCUUUUUGAUAACUGGUCUAAGAAACAAAGAUUUUACAUUUUAUCAGGAUAAUUAUCUGUGGUUCCUGUUGCUUGUUUUUAUUAGGUUUUUGAUUACUUGACAAAACAGCGCUUAAAAGGGUUAAGGGUUUUUAAAAAAAUUCAUGUAACUGUCUGUAUUUCAUUUUGAAGUAUUUUGAUUAUCAUCCUGGUUAAAUAAAUGACUAUUAAUUCACAGUGACAUUUGAUGCUGUUUUGAUAAAGUGUUUUUAACCUUUUGAUAUUUUGGCAAGCUUUCCCGGGAUCACAUCCUAAAUUGUCUUUUCUUUUUUUAUCUUGAAUUAACUUGAUGUUCCAGAGGGCCCUGAAACUUUUCAAAUGUUUAUAAAAGAGACAUAUUAAACUAAAUCAGGCUCAUUUGAAGAUGAUAAACUGUAUGAAAAACAUUGUCAAAUAAGUUACACUAGAUCUUCUUUCAGUUAUAUUUUAUGGGUGUGUUAUUGAUAUGAAUGUUCCAAAAUUGUGUAAAACUCCUAGAAAUCUAAGACGUCAUCAGUUGUAAUUCUGCUUAUGUUGUUUGACACAAAAUAACCAGUUUCUUGUCAAUUUCUGGUUAUAAUAAACUUUCAUCAGAUUUUUAACCAUAA